AUGUCUAAAACGGGAGCCAAGAUUAGUUUCUACGAAGACAAAAAUUUUCAAGGCCGCCGCUAUGACUGCGACUGCGACUGCGCAGACUUCCGCUCCUACCUAAGCCGCUGCAACUCCAUUAGAGUAGAAGGAGGCACCUGGGCUGUGUACGAAAGGCCCAACUUCUCCGGGCACAUGUACAUCUUACCGCAGGGCGAGUACCCGGAGUACCAGCGUUGGAUGGGCCUCAAUGACCGCCUGGGCUCUUGCAGAGCUGUUCACCUGUCCAGUGGAGGCCAGUAUAAGAUUCAGAUCUUUGAAAAGGGUGACUUUAGCGGCCAGAUGUAUGAAACCACGGAAGACUGCCCUUCAAUCAUGGAGCAGUUUCACAUGCGAGAGAUCCACUCCUGUAAAGUACUAGAAGGCACCUGGAUUUUCUAUGAGCUACCCAGCUACCGUGGCAGACAGUAUCUCCUGGACAAGAGGGAGUACCGGAAGCCCAUCGAUUGGGGUGCAGCAUCCCCCUCGGUCCAGUCAUUCCGCCGCCUUGUAGAGUGAUGACGUGAACGGGGCCAUAGAGUUCUCCCUGAGGGCUGAA
Molecule: messenger RNA, 577 nt
Organism: Acomys russatus (golden spiny mouse)
Lineage: Eukaryota; Metazoa; Chordata; Mammalia; Rodentia; Muridae
Gene: Crygs
Product: crystallin gamma S
Exons: 3
Coding region: 1-537 (178 amino acids)
Biological process (GO): lens development in camera-type eye; visual perception
Molecular function (GO): structural constituent of eye lens
Source: RefSeq, a predicted model, not a curated record